AUGCCAAAAUUAGUCUUAUUACGUCACGGUCAAUCCGAAUGGAAUGAAUUGAACUUAUUCACCGGUUGGGUUGAUGUUAAAUUAUCUCCAAAAGGUAUCGAAGAAGCUAGAAGAGCUGGUGUCUUAUUAAAAGAAUCCGGUAUUAAACCAGAUAUCUUAUUCACUUCAAGAUUAACAAGAGCUAUCCAAACUGCCAACUUGGCUUUAGAAGAAGCUGGUUUCUCAUACAUUGAUGUCGAAAGAUCAUGGAGAUUAAAUGAACGUCAUUAUGGUGCCCUACAAGGUAAAGAUAAAGCUGCCACUUUAGAACAAUAUGGUCCAGAACAAUUCAAAACUUGGAGAAGAUCUUUUGAUGUCCCACCUCCAAACAUUGAAGAUGAUUCAAAAUUCUCUCAAGCUAAUGAUGAACGUUAUGCUUUAAUUGAUCCAGCUGUUUUACCAAAAACUGAAUCAUUAGCUUUAGUUAUUGAUAGAUUCUUACCAUUCUGGCAAGACACCAUUGCUAAACAAUUAUUAGAAGGUAAAACCGUCAUCAUUGCUGCUCACGGUAAUUCUUUAAGAGGUUUAGUUAAACAUUUAGAUAACAUUUCUGAUGAUGAUAUCGCAAACUUGAACAUCCCAACUGGUAUCCCAUUGGUUUAUGAAUUGGACAACAACUUGAAACCAACUAAACCAUCUUACUACUUGGACCCAGAAGCUGCUGCUGCCGGUGCUGCUGCCGUUGCUGCUCAAGGUGCUAAGAAAUAA
Molecule: messenger RNA, 747 nt
Organism: Hansenula anomala
Lineage: Eukaryota; Fungi; Ascomycota; Saccharomycetes; Phaffomycetales; Wickerhamomycetaceae
Gene: GPM1
Product: phosphoglycerate mutase GPM1
Exons: 1
Coding region: 1-747 (248 amino acids)
Biological process (GO): glycolytic process
Molecular function (GO): intramolecular phosphotransferase activity
Source: RefSeq, a predicted model, not a curated record